CACACAGAGGUAUGCGCAAGACGCGCCCAGGUUCAUUUCACAGUACGAACUCCGGUGCUCAUCCAGAGUCAGAGUGCAGUGUGGAGCUAGACAUCUCGUGGAAAUCAACUGAUUUUGUCUGAUGGAUACACUUAUACUUUAAAGGGAAUCAGUGUUUUACAAUAUGAACUCGUGAAGUAAGAGAAAACCAAGGCUUUCACUUCAAAGACCACUUGACCGGCCGUCAUGGAAGGAAAAGAGGAGAUCAGUGAUACUGACAGUGGGGUUAUUCUGCAUUCUGGGCUUGACAGCCCCACCACAGUGAUGAAAGAUGUGAAUACUCACACUCGGGUCAUGAAACUCAAGCAGCAAGCUCUGGAGGACAGGCUGAAGAUGUGCUUACUGGAGCUCAAGAAACUCUGCAUCAGAGAGGCCGAGAUCACAGGACAUUUGUCCUCAGACUAUCCUCUGUUACCUGGAGAGAAGCCCCCUCAGAUUCGCCGGCGCAUUGGAGCUGCUUUUAAAUUAGAUGAGCCAAGUAUCCUACAUGGAACUGAGGACUCUGAGCUGAGCUCUGUGGAGGCUGAUCUGGCUCUUCAGCAGCAGAUAUACGUGGCGGCCCAGAGACUGUGCAAGGAGGAGCAUCUCAGCAAAGCGGUGAAGAGGAGUCGUCUACAGCAGUACCAGCGUGAGGAAAGGAAACUCAAAGAUCUACAGGAAGCUGUGUUCAGGCUGCGACUGGAACAUGGCCGAUCCUCACCACGCCCUGGCAUGAUCACACAGAGAGGAUGCACUUCAGAUGAUAGCUCAUUGUCAGACUCGGCUGUUCUUGAUGAGGAGGAAUUGUCUUCCCAGCUUUCUUCAGAGCCUCCUGCCCCUGCUGUAGACCUUCACCCUCCACCUCUUACCAACUCUAAUCCCCCUCCUCAUACACCUAUAGUCCCCUCUUACCGGCCCCUGGAGGCCAUUGUCCGUCAAACCCCCCCACAAUCCCUGGAGGACUUGCACACAUGCCAAAGUCCAAUCUUAGAGCAUGACCCUGCCCCCAUUCAAAACUCUCCCUGGAUGGAGAGUAGUUUGGACAAGCCCUAUCAGAAAAAGAAAAGAUCUCACUCUAGUAGCAUCAAAUCCAGUAGUCCUGCUGUUACCCCCACGUUGCCUCCACUGGAGGUUUGUCUUGAGGAUGCCGGGAUAUCACUGCAAAUACCCACCCAUGCUGCCCUGAAACACACACAGUCCUGCAGCGCACCCUCCACUCCAGAGAUACACCUGCGCAGGAGACAUACCCUUAGAGCUCCCAACACUGAAUCCAACCCUUAUGAUCCUGAGCGGGAACGUGGGCGCUCAAGGGGCCCCAGGAGACGAUUGACAGACUUUGCGGUGACACCAUCAGAAUACUCUUCUUUAAGUCUAAAUGUUGGAAACCCUUUGUACUACACUAGUUCUGAGGACAGCAACUCAGAGCACUCUGUGCAGUCCUUCGCCAGCUCGCCCUGCCAGGAGCACCCUGGGGAACUUCCGUGGCCCUACCAACCCCAGUAUGGAUACCAAUACGCCAGUCUCAAUGACAGCCAUGUACCACAAAGAUGCUCCCCUACCCACUUCUACAAGAACCCUCAGUACCAGUCCUCACCGAGCUUUUCCAGGGGGUACGUGGAGGACGGAUGGGGUCACCCCUUGGAAAGGGACAGUGGGAGGUUGUACAUAAGCCACCAGGCCCCUUCGCCUGUUUAUUCUUCUAAUGGUCACUAUGAGUACUACUAUAGCGAGGCUAUGCCUUCCCAGCAGCGAAGUUGCAGGUUGUUACCCGCCCACGUGAAACUGUCACGGGCUCCUUCGCUGAGAGAGUAUUCUCACCAUCCUAGCAGAGGCCUGCCACGGCAGGUGGUGUCAGAGGAACUCAAAUCAUGGCACCAGCGCAACCAACUCCGACUGCCUCGACCGCACUCACUGGACCGGGACAGGCAGGGCACGCUCCGCAUCCCCGAGUCACCGCUUUCGCUUUCCCAGCACCACCGUUUCCAGGAACAGCAGGUAUCCCAGAAACGGGUCAUUCUGAGGACUCCAGACAGGUUGUAUGAGGAUGACUCUGAGGUUGCCAGCCAGGUGUGAAACCAUGGACACCCUUCUGACAACAGCCGUAUUUAUUCAAUAAUUUAUUAAGAUGAUGGAUUAAAGGCUGAUAGAUUAAAGUAUAGACUUUUUUAACAUCGAACAAAAAUAGGGAUAUGUCAAGACAGUCAUCAUUUUCUAUGAAAUGCCUUGUCCCAAAAUUUUUGAGAGUAUUACUGUGAAAGACAAUUUUUAAAAAGUGUUUUAUAGUU
Messenger RNA from Sinocyclocheilus rhinocerous, 2303 nucleotides. RefSeq lists its product as uncharacterized. NCBI's taxonomy places the organism in Eukaryota, Metazoa, Chordata, Actinopteri, Cypriniformes, Cyprinidae. The record is from RefSeq and is a predicted model, not a curated record. Bases 226 to 2091 code for a protein of 621 amino acids. Gene Ontology annotation, biological process: positive regulation of protein ubiquitination; adherens junction maintenance. The transcript is spliced from 11 exons.